AGAGCCCUCCGUGAUUCCCCAUCACACACAGACACACACACACACACACACUCUCUCUCUAUCUCUCUUUCUCCCUCAAUCUCUAGUACUAGUAGUAGAAAACCACCUCGAAAACCCUAGCAAUGGCGGCGGCGGCGGCGUUGAUCGAUCCGAGCUUCGACGUCGACAAGCUCAGCUACGAGAUCUUCUCCAUCCUCGAGAGCAAGUUCCUCUUCGGCUACGACGAGCCCAAGCUCUUCUCCUCCGCCGCCGCGUCGCUCCCGGAGACCCCGACGAAGACCCCGGCGAGGUGCGCGGCGCCCGCCGGGAGGGUCCGGAUCCUCUCCAUCGACGGCGGGGGCCGCGCCGCCGACGGCAUCCUCGCCGCGGUGGCGCUCUCGCGCCUCGAGGCCUCGCUGCGCGAGAGAUCCGGCGACCCGGGCUCCCGGAUCGCCGACUACUUCGACGUCGCGGCGGGGUCGGGCGCUGGCGGGGUCCUCGCGGCGAUGCUCUUCGCGCGGGGCCCCGACGGGCGCUCGAUGUUCUCGGUCGAGGAGGCGCUGGGGUUCCUCGCGCGGAACCUGCGGAGGGGCGCCCUCUCCGGCGAGAGGAGGCGGGUCCUCCGGGGAAUUUUCCGGCGAUCUUCGCCGGCGGGGAUGUUCCGGCGGGUGUUCGGGGAGGCGACGCUGCGGGACACGGUGGGGCCGGUGCUGAUCCCGUGCUACGACCUGGCGACGGGGGCGCCGUUCCUGUUCUCGCGGGCGGACGCGGUGGAGGGCGAGGGCUUCGACUUCCGCCUCCGCGAGGUGUGCGCGGCGACGUGCGCGGCGGCGGGGGCGGCGGUGGAGAUGAGGUCGGUGGACGGCCGCGCGCGGAUCGCCGCGGUGGGGGCCGGGGUGGCGAUGGGGAACCCCGCGGCCGCGGCGAUCACGCACGUGCUCAACAACAAGCGCGAGUUCCCCCUGGCCGCCGGGGUCGAGAACCUCCUCGUCGUCUCCCUCGGGUGCGGCGAGGCCAUGCGCGUGAACCUCUCGGCGGCGGCGACGCCCACUCCCACGGCGGCGCCGCCGUCCGCGGCGGAGAUGCUGCGGAUCGCGGCGGAGAGCGCGGCCGACAUGGUGGAUCAAGCGGUCGCCAUGGCAUUCGGACACAGCAGGACGAGCAACUACAUUCGCAUCCAGGCGACUAAACCCUUCGAGGCCUCAAAGCCCACGACGGACGCGAAGAAGGCGACGAGGGCGGCGGAGGAGAUGCUGGCGCAGCGUAACGCGGAGUCGGUGCUCUUUCGGGGGAAGAAGCUCUCGGAGCGAACCAAUGCGGAGAAGCUCGAGUGGUGCGCGGUCGAGCUCGUGAAGGAGCACGGCCGGCGGAAGACGAGCCCGAUCCCCGUCGUCGCCGUGAAGUCGGCGGGGACUCCGCGCUUGUCCUCCGCAACCGUGUCUACUGUGACGACUUCUUCUUUAGCCUCGUCCACCGCCGCGACUCCAUCUCCGCCGCCCAGCCACCACCGUGUUGUAGACAGAGAUUGAGGGGAAUUGUUAGGGAACUGAUUAAUUUUGUACGUUGUAUAUGAUCUAUAUGCUUAAUUAGUUAUAGAUUGUCUAAUGAGUCUUUGCAAUUUAGCAAAGCUCCUCUUUGUGUGCUUCUCGGGUAGUACAAAAUGGGUGAAUGUUGAUAGGAGGAGGAUGAUGCAGAUGGAUCAACCGGUGUUUUUGAGGUGAUCAAAUUAAAGACCUUUGCCAUGUUUGAUUGAUGUUCGAAUGUACAAAUUGAAUGGCUGGCAUGUUUCCAAGUUAAUCACAUCACGCCCUCGUCCGGUUUCCCUAA
Molecule: messenger RNA, 1806 nt
Organism: Ananas comosus (pineapple)
Lineage: Eukaryota; Viridiplantae; Streptophyta; Magnoliopsida; Poales; Bromeliaceae
Product: patatin-like protein 3
Exons: 3
Coding region: 123-1508 (461 amino acids)
Biological process (GO): lipid metabolic process
Source: RefSeq, a predicted model, not a curated record